Molecule: messenger RNA, 778 nt
Organism: Salvia splendens (bonfire salvia)
Lineage: Eukaryota; Viridiplantae; Streptophyta; Magnoliopsida; Lamiales; Lamiaceae
Product: profilin-3
Exons: 2
Coding region: 1-405 (134 amino acids)
Cellular component (GO): cell cortex
Molecular function (GO): actin monomer binding
Source: RefSeq, a predicted model, not a curated record
AUGUCGUGGCAAACUUACGUGGAUGAGCACUUGAUGUGCGAUAUCGAAGGGCAAGCUGGGCUGAAACUGACUGCCGCGGCCAUCCUUGGCCACGACGGCGCUGUGUGGGCCCAGAGCGCCACCUUUCCUCAGAUGAAGCCAGAAGAGAUCAAAGGGAUAUUGGACGAUUUUGAGGAGCCAGGGACUCUGGCCCCGACCGGUUUGUUCUUUGGGGGAGCGAAGUAUAUGGUGAUUCAAGGAGAGCCGGGCGCGGUGAUCCGUGGGAAGAAGGGGUCUGGAGGCAUAACUAUUAAGAAGUCGGGGCAAGCAAUGGUGUUCGGGGUGUACGAGGAACCGGUCACGCCAGGUCAAUGCAACAUGGUUGUGGAGAGGCUGGCCGAUUACCUUAUCGAUCAGGGCAUGUAGAUGUGUCAUUGCUCAUAAAGGUCUCACUUCACCUUUCCAGGCCCACUUUCAUACUAGAAUUUUCUUCCUUUUUUCCUCCUUUUCAAUCCUUACAUUUAAUAUUCCAAUUCUUCUUUUUUCCAAGUUGUUACCUACUCAGAGCGGUCCAAUAAUUAAUAUCAAUAACGUACACCAAAUAGUGCCUUGGAGUUUCCAUCUGUAGUAGCUUGUUGCUGAAUAUUUAUUUUUGGUAGCAUGAUAGGUUGGAAGGAAUCAAAUUGAGAGAAGAAAGAAGAACAUAGAUGAUCAGCACAAAUUAAACAUUUAUUGAUGGAUACACAAUUAUUGGUACCUUUUUGUUGUUGGUAAAUGAAACAAAAUUAGUGUAAACAAA